GCAAAUCUCGACACUUUUGUUCCAGCUCGUGUGUUUAUCGUGUUUAAAUGCGUCGUCAGCAGUUGUUGAUUACGAUGUUGUUUCUUUUGUUGUAAAGUACCGCGAGAAGAACACAUUUGGAAGGUUGAUGUUGUUUAGAUAAAAUCGGAUGUCAGGGUUGCCCAUAACAACGCGGGGAGUGACUCAUCCAGGGAUGUGAAUGUAUCUCUUUACGCACAAGCAUCAUUUGCAGUGCGUAAGAACCUGAUAGGCAUUCAGAUCCUUCAUCAAAACAGACUCACUUGCGUAAGCUUUGGAGAGCGGUAAUACAUAGCCUAUAAUGCUGCAUUUUCACCACAAGUUGCCCAAGGGGGGAGCUGUGAUACUGCUCGCCUUCCUCCUCCACGGAUGCGCCGUGCAGGCUGCGUCUCUCCCCCGUCAGUACAGGCUCCGAGUCGGGGAAAGUGAUGGACAGCCGGCGGUCUACCCACCAGGCUCCGACAUGAUGAAAGCCCUGGAGUACAUCGAAAACCUAAAACAAAGGAACGGAGGUCGACCCGAACCUCUGGAUUACGAUGAAGUGGAUAAAUUCAAGUUCCUGCUUCAGUUGGCAUCGCAGCAGGACGAGGGUCUGGGGGAUCGCCAGCCUGCCCCCGGCGCGAAGAGGCCGGAAAUUACGGCUGAACAGCUUUUAAAAGCACUGCUCAAAACUCUGAGUGAUCAGGGAGGGAGAGACGUGAAGAUCAGCCCCGUAUCUGCGCCCAGGAACGACCGCCGCACUCACAGGCACCGCACCAAAGACACUGAAACCCCCGCGAGCGCACCGGUAGACUAUGAGAACUUCCCCAGACCCCACAAGAAGUACCCGCUCAUGUUUGAGGACGAGGAGAACGCAGAGGCGUCAAAGCGUGCCACGGAGGACCUGGACGAACAGUACACACCUCAGAGUCUGGCCAACCUGCGUUCCAUCUUUGAAGAGCUCGGAAGAAUGCCCACAGUCGGCGGCCAAAAGAGAGACGUGUUUGGGGAUGAAGAUGAGGAUGAUGACGAGGAGGAGAACGGUUUCAGCCUAAGAAGCCAGGCUUACGAUGAUGUGGUCGGAGGAGAAGAAUGGGUCCCCAUGGAGGAGAGGGAGGAGACGGAGGAGCUGGUCAACGGUAGUCAUGAAGAAAUGGCCAGGGCACUCGGCGACCAGGAGGAGGCGGAGAGGGAGGAGAUGCAACGCCGAGGCAGCCAGAACCAGGGGGAUGCUGAUGACGACACCAAGCUGGUAGAUUACUACCUGUUGAAGGUCCUGGAGAUGAGCGACCAGACACAGAAGAGAGACCAGACCGGGGAGCAGAGGAAACGGCUGAUCCGUCCCUCCAUCGUUGACCCUCGGACAGUGAAGGAGCUGCUGGAGCUCUCCCUGAAGCUCCACGUCCCUCCACAGGACCUCAUUGACAUGCUGCUCACACAUGAGCUCAGGAAGCUGCACCGUGAGCCACAAGCCUCGACGCGCUACACCACCGGCCAAACACCCAAGAUCAGGUACUUCAGCCGCAGGCUGCCUGUGAAGAGCAAGCCUCCCGCUGAAGACAUGGACAGAGAGGACUUUUUGGACAUCAUCGGAGUGGAAACCAUCAGCAACGAGUAUCCCGUGGUGCAGAGACCCAUGAAAACCUCUCCACCGUCAGACAGGAUCGUGGCUUCCAACCCCGUUGCAAAUUCUGGUCCCGUUAACAUCCCUCCUCCCUCCGGCCGCAGGGAGAACUUAUUUUUAUCCGAGCUCAAUAAAAUGCCCCUGAAACGCCAGGCCGCUGGUGCUGAUGAUGGGAACGAUGAUGACGAUGGGGACGUGGAAGACGAGGUGACCACCUACUUGGCGGCCAAAAUUCUCACAGAGUACCCAAACACCAUCUCCAAGAGGGAUACCCAGGCGCAACAGUUUCCCUACGAGCUGUACGAGCGGGCCAUGAAGGACUACCUGGGGCAGGUGGACAGUGUCAAGCGGCCGCUGGCUAAGAGGGACACCGAGGUGGCCACGGAGGAGAGGGUGACUCCCACGGAGAUGCAGGGGAGAGAGGAGGUUGCGGCCAAGACCUCGGCUCCACAGACCGUGAAUGACGAAGGGGAGCGCCGUGAAAUGACAGCGGCCGGGAUGUAGCCUGACACCCUGCAGGAAAACGCACGAAAUUCUGAAUAUAGUAUUUAUACUGUCUUAAAAAUAAAGUCUGGUGGACGUGA
Cynoglossus semilaevis (tongue sole) is the source of this 2205-nucleotide messenger RNA. RefSeq names its product secretogranin II b (gene scg2b). The record is from RefSeq and is a predicted model, not a curated record. NCBI's taxonomy places the organism in Eukaryota, Metazoa, Chordata, Actinopteri, Pleuronectiformes, Cynoglossidae. The transcript is spliced from 2 exons. The coding region runs from base 320 to 2125 and encodes 601 amino acids. Gene Ontology annotation, cellular component: secretory granule.